This is a messenger RNA of Psilocybe cubensis, 1503 nucleotides long. RefSeq lists its product as uncharacterized. Bases 1 to 1503 code for a protein of 500 amino acids. The transcript has 2 exons. The record is from RefSeq and is a predicted model, not a curated record. NCBI's taxonomy places the organism in Eukaryota, Fungi, Basidiomycota, Agaricomycetes, Agaricales, Agrocybaceae.
AUGUUGUGCAGCAAAUGCAGCUCGGCGAUAGUCGAUGACCUCAAUGUCGCUCAAGGCGUAGUCUCGAAACAAAUCUCUCGUUUUCAUACUGUGGCGAGCCUGGAGGCCGAAAUGUCGCAGAUCGAUGCUAUGAUCGAAAACCUUGCCAACAGGCGUACAAUGCUCCGGAGAAGGAUUAACAACAUGUCACCCAUAGGACAACUACCGCCGGAAAUUUUGACCGAGAUAUUUAGGUUGGCGUGCCAUACUUACGAAGACGGAGGCAAAUCUCACCUUCCACUCUUCUUUGGACGUAUCUGUAAAGAAUGGCGAGACAUUGCAUGGUCAACACCACUCCUCUGGAAUAAUUUAUCCUUACGAAUUUCCCGUAAAACAUCCAAAAUUCAAGCCGAAUUACUCAAAGAUUGGCUUCCGAGAGCCCAAACAUCACCUUUACACAUCAAUCUUACAGUCGAUGACGAACAGGAAAUGACUUUUUGUUCUCUCCGGACUAUCAUGGAGGUUUUGGCUACUCGCUCUAGUUAUUGGCGCAAUUUCAGCAGUGUGCUACCAUUGCAAUGUUAUGACGUGCUCGUCGGCAAUUACUUCCCUAUGCUUUCAUCCAUUUCAUUACACCCACCCAAGGGUUCAAUCUCAACGUUCUGUCAUCCCCCAAACAUGCUUCUUUCUGCUCCCAAACUCCGCGAUGUCGAUCUUUCGGGAUUCAACUUUUCCGCAACGGCAUUACCCUGGGAUCAGUUACGACGCUUCAAAACUCAAUUUCUCACUGUUGAAGAAUGUUUGAAGAUCUUGCAGCAAUCUCCAACGCUUAAAGAUUGUCAUCUUGAGAAUGUUUACUCCGCAGAGAUCUUUCCUGCCUCCAUAGCCAACCCUCUUCAGUCUCAUCUCGAGUCGCUCGAUGUCACGCUCAUCAAGCCUGGCGCCGUUUCUCUCCUAGAAAGCGUCACUUUGCCCUUCCUUCGAAAGCUUCGUAUACACUGCGUUGGCCGUCCGGGUUCCUUCAUUCUUCCCGCACUCGCUUCGUUGGUUUUGCGCUCUUCUUGCGCUCUUCAACUUCUCCAGAUAGAGAAACAAGAAUUCCACGAGGAUGACCUGAUAUCUUGCCUUGACGCUAUCCCAUCUUUAUCCCAUCUACGUUUAAUCACCCUGGGAGACGGCGUUAAUCCAUCGACCGGAUUGACCUGCAAAUUGGUCACAAUGCUGCAUCCUUUGUAUCAAGCCGGGCGUCCGCUACUUCCCAACCUCAGCGACCUUUAUUACCACGGCCCGCUUCACUGUGACGAAGGCUCUUUAAUGGCUGUCAUAUCAUCAAGGUGGCGAAGUCGUGGACGGGAGCCAUUCAUCCCGGAGAGCCAACAACCUGACGACAUCGCUCAGCUUAGCACGGUAAAUAUUAUUACACCAAAUCUGUUCCCCGUAUCAACCGAUGUACAGUGCGAAAUGAAGCGACUUUCAAGGGAAGGUAUGCACCUUGAUAUUCGCCCAUCAUCAGUACAGCGCUAG